CCUUGGGUACUGGAGGUGGCACAGACUGUGCUGAUCCUUAGGCUACCCGCCCCCUUCUUAAGUCUAGGGUGCGCAAACUCAGAGCAGCAGAAGUCCAAGCCCUGGGAAAUGUGGCCCAAGGCCAAGGCUGACACUGUUGUAACUCCUAGCCCCGCCCCCUGCCUGGGCCGCUGGAAAGCCGACUGCAAGCAAAUUGUUGGGGGCAGAAAUGGCUGUCAGCCGCCAAGGUCUCAACAGGGCUUUGCACUCCUCUUCCUGCCCAGCUUGGAAACGAACUCAGUCCGGAACCGGGGGACGCUUGAAGCCCGAGUACGAUGCGGUGGUGAUAGGAGCAGGGCACAAUGGGCUGGUGGCUGCCGCAUACCUCCAGAGAUUUGGGGUGAACACUGUGGUCUUUGAGAGGCGUCAUGUGAUUGGGGGCGCAGCUGUCACUGAGGAGAUCAUUCCAGGAUUCAAGUUCUCCCGAGCAUCCUAUCUCCUCAGCCUCCUGAGGCCACAGAUUUACACAGACCUGGAGCUGAAGAAGCAUGGGCUAAAGCUUCACUUCCGAAAUCCCUACUCCUUCACCCCCAUGCUGGAAGAGGGUACACUGAGCAAGGCACCUAGGUCCCUGCUGCUGGGCACAGACAUGGCUGGAAACCAGAAGCAAAUCUCUCAGUUCUCACAGAAGGAUGCCCAGGCCUUUCCCAGGUACGAGGAGUUCAUGAAACGCUUGGUUCUGGCCAUUGACCCCCUGUUGGAUGCGAUCCCAGUGGACACAGCAGCCUUCCAGCAGGGCUCCCUGCUACAGGGACUCAGGGCACUGUCCACCCUGAGGCCCCUGCUGAAGGCAGGACGCACCCUGGGAGCCCAGCUCCCCCAGUACUACCAGGUCCUCACAGCCCCCAUUUCCAAGGUGUUGGACCUAUGGUUUGAGUCUGAGCCUCUAAAGGCUACGCUGGCAACAGAUGCUGUGAUUGGAGCCAUGACAAGUCCCCACACUCCAGGGAGUGGGUAUGUGCUGUUGCAUCACGUGAUGGGUAGCCUGGAGGGGAUGCAGGGCGCCUGGGGCUAUGUCCAGGGUGGCAUGGGUGCCCUCUCCGAUGCCAUUGCAAGUUCAGCUACUGCGCACGGAGCCAGUAUCUUUACGGAAAAGACUGUGGCUAAGGUGCAGGUGAACAGUGAAGGCAAUGUUCAAGGAGUCGUACUGCAGGAUGGCCAGGAGGUCAGGAGCAGAGUCGUCUUAUCCUGCGCAUCACCACAGAUCACCUUCUUGGAGCUGACGCCACAGGAGUGGCUUCCCAAGGCCUUUGUGAAGAGGAUCUCCCAGCUGGACACACAGUCUCCGGUUACCAAGAUCAACGUGGCUGUGGACAGGUUGCCAAACUUCCACGCGGCCCCCAAUGUCCCCAGGGACCAGAUAGAGCCAUAUCAUCAGUGCUCCAUCCACCUGAACUGUGAAGACACCCUUCUCCUCCACCAGGCCUUCGAAGAUGCCAAGGGUGGCCUGCCUUCCCAAAGGCCUAUGAUUGAACUCUGCAUCCCUUCAUCACUGGACCCCACCCUGGCUCCGCCCGGCUGCCAUGUGAUCUCCCUCUUUACUCAAUACACACCCUACACCUUGGCAGGAGGCAAGACCUGGGAUGAGCAGGAGAAAAACACCUAUGCAGACAAAGUGUUUGACUGCAUUGAGGCCUAUGCCCCCGGCUUCAAGAGUUCUGUGUUGGCCAGAGAUAUCCUCACUCCACCGGAUCUAGAGAGAAUCUUCGGGCUUCCUGGAGGGAACAUAUUUCAUGGCGCCAUGUCUCUGGACCAGCUCUACUUUGCCCGUCCAGUGCCCCAACACUCUGGCUACAGAUGCCCUGUCCAGGGCCUGUACCUCUGUGGAAGUGGGGCCCACCCUGGAGGAGGCGUCAUGGGAGCAGCUGGACGGAAUGCGGCCCACACGGUCUUUAGGGACCUCAAGGGCCUGUGAUGCUGGAUCAGCUCUGACCCCGGGAGAAAAGUUUGCCUUGCACUGUUGAGCCGCCUAUCAGGCCACCUGUCCAAGAUGCCCUGUUAAAAGGAUACCACGGGAGGCGACUAUGUUAACAAAGUGCCAUCGUCUCUGAAUCGGGCCCAAGUCACAUUGAGUUCCCAGGCCUGGACUAUCUGAGCGUGUCUUAUUAAAAACAGUGUUUUGUACAGAGA
Arvicola amphibius (Eurasian water vole) is the source of this 2169-nucleotide messenger RNA. It is a transcript of the gene Pyroxd2, whose product is annotated as pyridine nucleotide-disulphide oxidoreductase domain 2. The record is from RefSeq and is a predicted model, not a curated record. The transcript has 16 exons. Bases 209 to 1954 code for a protein of 581 amino acids. Gene Ontology annotation, molecular function: oxidoreductase activity. Lineage: Eukaryota; Metazoa; Chordata; Mammalia; Rodentia; Cricetidae.